AUGUCUCUAUCAAAACAAUCCAUUCAAUCAUAUUAUAUGGAAUUUUUACGUUGUGCUAAAUGUUCACAUGAUUUGCAAUAUGAAAAUCCAUUAUAUUAUCCAAUAACAUUACCUAUAUGUGGUCAUACAAUGUGUAAACAAUGUAUUAAUAUAAUACGUAAUGAAACAAAAUGUCCACAAGACCAAAUUUCAUUUAAAAUAAAUCAUACACCAAUUGAUCAAUUACCAAUAAAUUAUCCAUUAUUAAUGAUUUUUUACGACUCAUCAAAAGCAAAUAUUUUUAUAUUAAUUAUUAAACAUUAG
Messenger RNA from Rotaria sp. Silwood2, 303 nucleotides. The record is from the annotation of a GenBank genome assembly. NCBI's taxonomy places the organism in Eukaryota, Metazoa, Rotifera, Eurotatoria, Philodinida, Philodinidae.